Debaryomyces tyrocola is the source of this 348-nucleotide messenger RNA. The record is from the annotation of a GenBank genome assembly. Lineage: Eukaryota; Fungi; Ascomycota; Pichiomycetes; Serinales; Debaryomycetaceae.
AUGUACAAUGCAUAUUCGAAUGGUAAAUCUGAAAUUCUUUUAGGUAAGUUUAUCAAGAAAUACAACAUUCCAAGAGAAAGAAUUGUGAUUCUAACAAAAGUUUAUUCACCUAUGGAUUAUAAUGAUUCCAAUUUUAGUCUAUUCAAAUGUGGUACUGACGAAUAUCCUGAGAUCAACUACGUAAAUUCCCGAGGGUUGUCACGAAAACAUAUUCAUACUGCUGUUGCAAGUUCUGUAAAGAGAUUGGGGACUUACAUUGAUGUGUUGCAAAUACACAGGUUUGAUCAUAGUACGGCUAAAAAAGAAAUAAUGAAAGCAUUGCAUAACGUCGUUGAAUGGGGCAUGUAA